Galendromus occidentalis (western predatory mite) is the source of this 1128-nucleotide messenger RNA. RefSeq names its product glycine-rich cell wall structural protein 1.0-like. The coding region runs from base 1 to 1128 and encodes 375 amino acids. Lineage: Eukaryota; Metazoa; Arthropoda; Arachnida; Mesostigmata; Phytoseiidae. The record is from RefSeq and is a predicted model, not a curated record. The transcript has 3 exons.
AUGAAGGCAUUGCUUGUGGUUUGUUUGACCACGGUUGCCUACGCGGGCAAUCUCGGUGGUGGUGGAGGUGGCGGCGGCGGCGGCAGAGGUGGAGGUGGUUGGCAACAGGGAGGUGGAAGUGGAGGUGGUUGGCAACAGGGAGGAGGAGCUGGAGGCGGCUGGCAGCAGGGAGGGGGUAACUUGGGCUGGACCCAGACCCCGACCAGUGGGGGCUGGCAACAGGUGCAGAAAGGUGGCGGGGGCUGGAUACAGGGAGGCGGUGGCGGCGGCGGCGGAUGGCAACAGGGGGGCAGUGCCAGUGGUGGGGGCUGGCAACCAGAGAGCGGAACCGCCAAAGGCUGGCAGCAAGGAGCAGGAAGCGAUGCCGGGGGCAAGAAAAUCUUCAUCAUAAAAGCUGUCAGUGCUGGCACUGCUGACAUUCAAUUCAAAGGGGGGAACAGCGGUGGAGGAUACAGUGGUCAUCAUGGGAGCGGAGGAUAUACUGCAGGAGGCCACGGAGGUCAUGGAGGAUUCGGCUCCGGUGUGUCAUCGGGCGGAUGGGCAUCGAGUGGAGGGUCAUCCUUCGGGAGCGGCGGUGGUGGUGGCGGCGGCGGCUACACAGCAGACUCCGGGAAGUCUCAUAUUUUCAUCGUCAAAACAAAACCAGCAACGAGUUCGGAGGCGCAUCACGUCGGAGGCUUCGGCGGUGGCGGACAUCACGGGGGGAGUUAUGGGACGAACAGCCAUCACCGGACAAGUUACGGCGGAGGCGCCCACCACGGGGCAAGCUAUGGCGUGAGCGGACACCACGGCGGAGAUGGACACCACGGAGGUGGCGACAAGCAUCAUGGAGGGCAAACUUCGUCCGGAAUUCAUAAUUUCGGCGGCAGCCCGGUCAAAGUGAUCAUCGUCAAAGCAGUCGAGGGUACUGCCUCGAGCAGUCACGGUGGCUCCAACAGUGGUUGGCAGCAGGGUGCAGCAGCUGACGGAGGUUGGCAACAACAAGCAACCCGUUCGGGAGGGGGUUGGCAACAGAGUGGUUCUGGCUGGCAGCAAAGCACAUCGGGCUGGCAGCAGCAACAAGGAACAACAGGAGGCUCUGGAUGGCAGCAAGGUAGUUCAGGAGGACGAGGAGGAGGCGGUUGGUAA